AUGGGGGAUAUUUAUUUUGAAUCAUUUAUAGAUUUAUUAAAUAAAUCAAAUGACUCUGACCAUAAUGCUUUGGAAUAUUUAAAAGUAAUUGGUUCUAAUAAUGAUAAUCAAAACGAUUGCCUAUCAUUUAAAAAUUUGAAUAAAAUUUCAAAUUAUUUAUCAAAUCAUUUAUUAAAUAUAAUAAAUCAAAAUAAUAAUAAUAAUAAUAAUAAUAAUAAUAAUAAUAAUAAUAAUAAUAAUAAUAAUAAUAAUAAUAAUAAUAAUAAUAAUAAUAAUAAUAAUAAUAAAAUUAUUAUUGGAGUUUAUCAAAAUCAUUCAUUCCAAUUAAUUAUUUCAAUAUUAUCAAUUUUUAAAUUAAAUUUAAUUUAUUUACCAUUAGAUACAACAUAUCCAAAUGAUAGAUUAAUUUAUAUGUUAAAUCAUUCAGAUUGUAAUAUAAUUAUAACAACUCAUAAUCAUCACCAAAAUGAUAAUAAUAAAGAAUUAUUUAAAAAUAAAAAAAUUAUUUGUUUAGAUUGUUUAUUUAAUUGUGAAGAAAUUAAUAAUAAAUUAAUUGAUAAAUUUUUAGAAUUAAAUAAUAAUUUUGAAAUUUCAAAACAAAAUAAUGGAAAUAAUAAUAUUAAUAUUAUUAAUGAUCCAGCUUAUUUAGUUUAUACAAGUGGUUCAACUGGUAAUCCAAAAGGUGUAUUAUGUUCUCACAGAGGUAUAGUACCAUUUUUAAAACAUCAAAUUAAGUCAUUUAAAUUUAAAAGAGAACAUACAAGAUUAUUACAAUCAUUACCAAUUUGUUUUGAUGCAAGUUUAUCAGAAAUUGGAACUUCCCUACUUGGUGGAUGUACAUUAUUAAUUCCAAAAACUUCAAAUGAUGCUCAACUAAUUAGAGGUUCAAGUAUUUCAUUUUUAAAUCAUGUAACUCUUAAUAAAAUUACAGCGGCUAUGAUUUCACCAUCAUUUUUAUCAUUACUUUCAAUUGAUGCAUUUAAUGCAAACUCAUCACCAUUGGAAACUUUUGUAAUUGGUGGUGAAAAAUGCCCAAUUAAUGUUUUAAAACAAUGGAGAAAAAAAAUAAAUAUUAUAAAUGUUUAUGGUCCAACUGAAGUAACAGUUUGUACAACUACAAAUUUAAUUUAUAAAAUAGAUGAUGAUAAUAAUAAUGAUAAUGACGAUGAUGAAGCUACUAAAGAUAAUGUUAAUUUAUUAUCAUUGGGUGAUUUAGUACCAGGGUUAUCUUUAUAUUUAUUGGAUCAAGAAACUAAAUUACCAAUUAAAACCAUUGGUUCAGAAGGUGAGAUUUAUAUUAGUGGUGAUGGUGUAGCAUUAGGUUAUUUUAAAAAUCAAAUUCAAACAGAUCAAUCAUUUUCAUUAGAUCCAUUUAUAAAUGAUGGUAUUACUAGAAUGUUUAAAACUGGUGAUUGGGGUAAACUAAUUGGAAUUGAUGAAAAUGGUAAAGAAUCUAUUGAAUUUAGAGGUAGAAUAGAUAAUCAAAUAAAAUUAAAUGGUUCAAGAAUUGAAUUGGAUGAAAUUUCAAAAACUUUAGAAAAUCAUCAUUUAGUUCAUCAAGCAAUAUGUGAUGUUAAAUUAGUAGGUGAUAAUAAUAACAAAGCAUUGAUUGCAUAUUUAAUUAUAAAAGAAAAACCAUUAUCAUGUAAAUUAAAUACCAAUAUUAAUGAUAUUGAAUUAGUGAAAUCAUUUUCAACAAAUUCAAAUUUACUUUCAAAUAUUUUAAAAGAAUUUCUUUCAAAAACUUUACCAAAAUAUAUGAUACCACAAUAUUUUAUUAUAUUAAAAUCAUUUCCAUUAAAUAAAAGUGAAAAAAUUGAUAAAUUUCAAUUACCAAUCCCAUUCAUUCAACAACAACAACAACAAUCAAACGAACAAAUAAAUGGUGAAGAUGAUGAUAGUAAUAAUAAAUCAAUUUUAAAAUCAAAUUUAAUUAAUAUAUUUAAAACUAUUUUAAUGAAUGAUUCAAUUGAAUCUAAUCAAGAUUUAGUUUUAAAUUAUGGUAUGACUUCAAUUCAAUGUAUGCAAAUAAUUGAAUUAGCUAGAUCUAAAUUUGGUAUUUUCUUAACAGUAUUUCAUAUUUAUAAUUUAAAAUCAAUUGAUAAUAUUAUAUUAGUAUUAACAAGUAAAGAUUUUAAAAAUGAAUUUGGUUUUAAAUCAAUUUUUGAUUUAAAAUCAUUUUUAUUAAAUUUUAAUACAAAUCAAAAAAUUACCACCACCACCACAAUAAAUAAUAAAAAUAAUAAUAAUAAUAAAACUCUUCAAUCAAAUUAUUCAAAUAAUAUAUUAAUUACUGGUGUAACUGGUUUUAUUGGUUUUAAUAUAUUUAAAAAUAUUAUAAAUAGUAAUGAAAAUGAAUUUAAAGAUUCAACAUUUUAUUUAUUGGUUAGAAAUAUUGAAAAACUAAAUGAAAUUUUAAAUAAAUUAAAUUUAAAAGAUUCAAAUAGAAUUAUUAUAUUAAAAGGUGAUAUUGGUAAAAUAAAUUUUGAUUUAAAUCAAUUAGAAUAUGAAAAACUUUGUUUAAAUUCAAAUAUUUCAACAAUUAUUCAUUGUGCUGCAAAAGUUGAUAUGAAUUUACCAUUUGACGAAAUGAUUAAAGAUAAUAUUAAAUCAAUUUAUUAUUUAUUAGAUUUUAUAAAUAAUUUAAUUAAUAAUGAAAAACAUAGUAAUUUUAAAUUUUCAAAAAUACAUUAUAUUUCAACAUUGUCAACAAUUUUAUCAAAUUCUAAAUAUUGGGAAAAAGAAAAACAAACAAAUGCAACGCUUUACAACUUAAAUCAAUCAAUUAAUUGUGAUAAUGAUGAUGAAAUUAUAUAUGGAGGAUAUGCACAAUCUAAAUGGCUAUCAGAAUAUAUUAUUUCAAAUUUUAAUUUGGAUGAAAAAUUAGUUAUUCAUAGACCAGCAAUGAUAUGCCCAACUAUAGUUGACAAAAAUGAUUUAACAACAAUUACACCACCAACUAUUUAUUAUUCAAAUUAUUUAAAUAAGUUAUUUGACACUUGCAGGAAAUUAAAUUAUUAUCCAUUGUUACCAGAAUCCAUUAAAACUGAUAUCACACCCAUUGACGAAUUUGUUAAUAAUUUUAUAAUUAAUUAUAAAAAAGAAAGUUCAAACUCACCACCAGCCAAUGGUGAUAGUAAUAUUUAUUCAUAUUUUACAGCAAACUCAGAGUCAUUACUAUCUCUAUUUAAAAAUGAAUUUGGUCAAGAAAGAGGUGUCGACAUAAAGUCAUGGUCAGAAAUGUUAAAUACAAAUCACUCUUUCUAUCCCUUUAUUCAAUUUUUGAAUGAUAUAAAUAGUUUUGAACAAAUAUUAUUCCCUGGUAAUAAAUUACCAACAAUAGAAAAAAAUAAUAAUAAUAAAAGUAAUAGAAUUUAA
This is a messenger RNA of Dictyostelium discoideum AX4, 3378 nucleotides long. RefSeq lists its product as hypothetical. Lineage: Eukaryota; Evosea; Eumycetozoa; Dictyosteliales; Dictyosteliaceae. The record is from RefSeq and is a predicted model, not a curated record. The transcript has a single exon. Bases 1 to 3378 code for a protein of 1125 amino acids.